AUGGUAGAAGAUGCUUUGUCUGCUGCCGCCUCAACUCUUCCUGCAGCACCAGUUGCUGCAGAGGCACGUGGUGUGUCGCCACGUGCUAGUGCUGAUAAUAUUUCCCAAGUGGAUCUCAUCUAUUUGGGGGAGUCGGAUGGCGGUUCCGACUCAAAGAAGACGCCUAGGUCGCCCGAGUCUAAAAGUGCGACCGAGUACGAGCCGACGAAUAGGCCUUGA
Peronospora matthiolae is the source of this 219-nucleotide messenger RNA. The record is from the annotation of a GenBank genome assembly. Lineage: Eukaryota; Oomycota; Peronosporomycetes; Peronosporales; Peronosporaceae.